AUGGAAGAGCUCACUAAGAAAUACUUUGAUGACUUAUUAUCACGAUCAUUUUUUCAAAGAUCAAGAUUUGGGAAUUCACAGUUCACAAUGCAUGAUCUCAUCAAUGACUUAGCUAUGUCUGUGUCAAGGGAAUCCUAUUUGAGAUGGGAAGGGGGUGAAUCACAUGAAGUUUUGAAAGGAGUUCGGCAUUUGUCGUAUGCUAGAGGGCAUUUUGAUAGUGCUGCGAAAUUUGAGCCAUUAUAUGAGGUUAAGCAUUUGCGAACCUUCCUACCUCUAAGAUUAGAACAUGCUUGGCGUAAUUACAUAAGUAAAAGGGUUUUACAUGAGUUAGUCCCAUCUCUGUUAUGUUUACGGGUGCUAACGUUGUCACACUAUAAAAAUAUCAUUGAGUUACCCGAUUCUAUUGGUAAACUCAUUCAUUUGCGCUACUUGGAUCUCUCAAAUACUGCAAUCAAGAGGUUACCUUCCACAGUUUGCACUCUCUACAGUCUACAAACAUUACUGUUAUCAUAUUGUUUCUCUCUAAUUGAAUUGCCUAUAGACAUGAGGAAAUUGAUUAACUUGAGGCAUCUUGAUUUUAGUGGAACACAAAUUCAAGAGAUGCCGGUGCAAAUGGGUAGACUAAAAAGUUUGAGAACAUUGACUACUUUUUGUGUGGGGAAAUCUAAUGGGUCGACUAUUGGAGAAUUGAGGGAGUUGUCUCAUCUUGAAGGAAAACUUUCUAUUUUGAAGCUUAAUAAUGUAGUUGAUGGUAGAGAUGCCUUGCAAGCUAAUUUGAAGAACAAGAAAGAUCUCAAGGAGUUAGAGUUGGCAUGGAGCUCCGAAGAUGCCGAUCAUUCUGAAAAGGGAGGAUUGCCCACUCCCAACCUGACUCAAUUGGACUUCUACAAAUGCGAUAAGUUAAAGUCAUUACCUGAACGCAUUCACACCCUCACAGCCCUUCAAUAUUUGUCUAUAAGAAAUCUUCCAAAUCUGGAGUCAAUUGCAGAAGAUGGGGGUUUGCCUCCCAACCUCCGAUCUUUUAGCAUUCGUAAUUGUGAGAGACUGAGGGCUUCAUCUUCAAUAGUGGGAGACUACUGUAACUGGGGUUUGCAAGCACUUGUCUCCCUUGACCGAUUUGAAAUUGGUGGCAGGGGAAGUGAUGAAAUCUUGGAGACGUUGCUCAAGCAACAGCUGCUCCCAACCACUCUUCACUAUCUCAGCAUCGAGGAACUUUCAACUCUGAAAUCUUUGGAUGGAAAGGGACUUGCACAGCUCACUUCUCUUCGAGAACUAUUUAUUUCUAGGUGUGACAGUCUGGAAUUCCUUCCAGGAGAGGCACUUCAACACCUCACUUCUCUUCAAGAGCUAUAUAUUUCCAAUUGUCCGAGUCUCCAAUUCCUGCCAGAAGAGGGUUUGCCGCCAUCUCUUUCUUAUCUGAAGAUCUUCAGAUGUUCUGCCCUGGAGAAAAGGUAUCAGAAUAAGACGGGACAAGAUCAUUGGGCCAGCAUAUCUCACAUUCCAUGCAUCGAGAUAAAUGAUGAAGUCAUCAUAUGA
Molecule: messenger RNA, 1536 nt
Organism: Prunus avium (sweet cherry)
Lineage: Eukaryota; Viridiplantae; Streptophyta; Magnoliopsida; Rosales; Rosaceae
Source: RefSeq, a predicted model, not a curated record